AUGAUAAACUUUAAUAAAUUAUUACAAGAAGAGAAAAGAAGAGCAUUAGCUGAAGCAAACAAAAAGAAUGCUGCUUCUAAUAAUAAUAAUAAUGUAAAUAAGGAUAACAAUAAAGACAAUCUAAUUGAAGAGAAACAUGAAGAAAAAGUAGAGUUGUAUAUAGAUUUGAAUAGUUAUGUAUUUGAUAUAAAUGGUUGCGAUAUUGCAUCAAAGAACAGAGUUACACAAUCAUCUAUCAAAGGUAUUUACUAUAUUGAUGAUUUCAUAGAUGAGCAAAUGGAAUCAACGAUCUUGAAGAAUGUUUAUUCAGAUGAGAAUCAAUCAAAGUGGACACAACUAAAAAGAAGAAGAUUACAGAAUUGGGGUGGAAAUCCAUCAUCUGAUGGUAUGUUGUUAGAAACAUUACCCUCAUGGUUGGAUAGAAUAUGUGAAUCAAUAUUUAAACAAUCGAUAUUACCAAAGAAACCAAAUCAUGUACUACUUAAUGAAUAUCAAUAUGAUCAAGGUAUAAUGCCACAUAAAGAUGGUCCAUUAUUCUAUCCAUGUGUAACAAUAUUGAGUCUAGGAAGCACAUGUUUAAUUGAUUUCUAUAAAUCUAUUGGUGAGGAUCCAGUCGAAUCACUACUCUUGAAACCAAGAUCACUGUUAAUCUUUACAGAUGAGGCAUAUAAGAAUUAUUAUCAUGGUAUAAAGGAAUGUUUCACAGAUAAUCGUACCAAAGAUUAUAAAAAGCCAAUAAUAAUAAAUCAACAUUAA
Molecule: messenger RNA, 756 nt
Organism: Heterostelium album PN500
Lineage: Eukaryota; Evosea; Eumycetozoa; Acytosteliales; Acytosteliaceae
Exons: 4
Coding region: 1-756 (251 amino acids)
Source: RefSeq, a predicted model, not a curated record